Messenger RNA from Lytechinus pictus (painted urchin), 6538 nucleotides. RefSeq lists its product as uncharacterized. Gene Ontology annotation, cellular component: nucleoplasm. The coding region runs from base 233 to 2047 and encodes 604 amino acids. The record is from RefSeq and is a predicted model, not a curated record. NCBI's taxonomy places the organism in Eukaryota, Metazoa, Echinodermata, Echinoidea, Temnopleuroida, Toxopneustidae. Gene Ontology annotation, biological process: protein dephosphorylation. Gene Ontology annotation, molecular function: cation binding; protein serine/threonine phosphatase activity. The transcript has 10 exons.
GACCCUGCUGUACUGUGGCCGUACCGUGGAGCUAUCCUACGUGUGUGUGCUAUGAUUUAUGCACACAAAAGUUGUUUUUGAAUGGCCAAAAUCGACCGCGACAAAUACCCCACGUGAAAAGACGCACGGGGCACUCUGUGUGCUCAAUAUUUGACCUUCAUAAGGGGAGAAACCAUCAAAAUUGUGAAUAUUCCAGGUACAUAGGAGGUGUCAGGCGACUUACAGGAACAAAAUGGGAGCCUACUUAUCAGAACCAUACGUGGAGAAGAUCUCAGAUGACGGGACUUGCGGGGAACUUUCGUACGGAGCCUCUGCAAUGCAAGGUUGGCGAGUUGGCAUGGAGGAUGCCCAUAACUGUAUCACUCAACUCACAGACGACACAUCUCUGUUUGCAGUCUAUGAUGGCCACGGAGGUGCGGAGGUUGCAGUGUACACAGCUCAACAGUUUCCCAAGCUGCUGACGAAUCUAAAGGCGUUCAAAGACGGGGACAUCAACGCUGCGUUAGAGGAGGCUUUCAUGACCUUCGAUGCAUCUUUAAAACAGAAGGCCAUCAUUGAGAAACUCAGAAGGAUUGCAGGAAUGGAAGAAGGGGAAGCAAAAGAAGAGGACGGAGAAACAGAGGCACUCCUGGAAGAGGCGGAACUACCAUUGGAACAACUCGUCGCUCGCUAUUGCUCGCAGCCCUCCAAGAGCAAACGAGCAAAGAUCAAGCAGGCACACGCCAGCGACCUCCUCUCCCCCAUGAUCCAGAAGAAACAACCCAGGUUCCCCCUCACAGUGGUGAAUGGAUCUCUCCAAGACGGGGACGGGCCCGUGCCUAACAAGACUGUUCCAUUUGACGAGGAGGGGGAUGUGGUUUCAAAAGGAAAAGGGGACGAUGAGGCUGUGGACAGUGUCAACGGCCCCGAUGGGGAUAGGAGAAGAGAGGGGGAGAACGGAACAGACAGUGAUGAUGAUGACGAUGAUAUGGGUGAGGGGGGCGAUGAAAAGAAGGGGUCAUCAGAGAUUGGUCAAGGAGAAGGGUCAUCGGAGAAUGGGUCAUUGAAAACAGAAGUAAAGGAAGAAGAAGCAGGAUCAUCUGGGAACUCAGGGAGCCAUAAUGGCGACGUACAGCAAAGUGAUACCAAAGAAUCGGGAUCAAGCAGCUCAGGAUCAAGUACCAACAGUAAGCCUAAGCUCGUUGUCCCACCAUAUCUAGACGACGACGAUGACAGUGAUGAAGAAGACGAGGACUACCGAUCAGGAGAUGAUGAGGAUGAAGAGGAGGACGAUGAGGAGGAUGACGACGACGAGGAAGAGGAGGAAGGGGAUUUUGAUGUGGAGGAGGAGGAAGGAGAAGAGGAAGAUGAAGAGGAGGACUACAGAAUGGCAUUGCCAGCUGGAAAAGAAGAGCCUGGCAGUGACAGCGGGUCCACAGCGGUCGUUGCGCUCCUCAGAGGAAAGACGCUCACCGUGGCCAACAUAGGGGAUUCGCGUUGCGUCCUAUCGCGGGACGGGAAAGCCCUCGAUAUGUCGUACGAUCACAAACCCGAGGAUGAUGUCGAGCUGAGGAGAAUAGAGAAGGCCGGCGGGAAAGUCACUCCCGAUGGAAGAGUCAACGGGGGACUCAACCUCUCCAGAGCUUUCGGUGAUCACUGUUACAAACUGACAACCUCACUACCUCCUGAAGAACAGAUGAUAAGUGCCUUCCCGGACAUCCAGACUGUCACACUAACAGACCAAGAUGACUUCAUGGUUGUAGCAUGCGAUGGCAUCUGGAAUGCCAUGACAAGUCAAGAAGUGAUUGACUUUGUUAGGAGUAGACUCGAGAACUCGGGAGAGACAGACCAAACUAAUAAACUUUCCAAGAUUUGUGAAGAGCUCUUCGACUUCUGCCUCGCACCCGACACAUCCGGCGACGGCACAGGGUGUGACAACAUGACCUGCGUCAUUGUACAGUUCCACAGCAACAACGCAGACUCCAUCUCAGGUGCUACAGUCGGCGGUAAGAGAAAAUCAGCCGAGGACAAACCUACAGAUACAGAUAGCAAGAAACCAAGACAUUGACAUUUGACCGUUGGCCUAUGCAAGUGUGUCUUCGCCCUGAUAAGCGGAAGCCAGCCCAGUACGAUGAGUUAGUUUGAAUCAAAAGCAGAAUUAUGAUGGAAGACCAAAAAUCAGUGAAUUUUGUUGGGGAAAGAUAUGUGUUUCAAUUUGUAAUAUGUAAAUUCAUUACUUUGUGAGUUUUCAUUCCAUCUCCUGUUUCUUCAUACUUUAAUGUCUUCUGGGUCCCGUAACACAAAGGUUAGCGAUUAAUCAUACGCUUGAUUUUUAUGAUUGAUUGUACAUUAUAGUCUAUGCUAUCAAUCGUAGAAAAAUGUUCUACGAUCAUUGCUAAGCUUUGUGUUACGGGCCCCUGGUCCCCACAACACAAAGGUUAGAAUAAUUCUGAUUGGUACCUAGUCAGUCUGCUGAGCAAAAUGUGAAUGCAGCGAUGAUCUGGAUAGACCAUUUCAUUUAGCGAUUAACUGCUAAACUUUCUGUUGCGGGGCCCUGGGGAGUGUUUCAUGAAAGGACUUGUUGGACGUCGUAUCCGACAGUUUCCAUAGUGACAGUGCUUCUCAGCCAAUCAAAAUCAAGGAAAAAUGUCAAAUCUGACAAGAAGUCGGAUGACGAAUGUUGAUGAAACCCUCCUGGGGAGUCUUUCAUGAAAGGACUCGUCGCAUGUGUUUUUCCGAAAAUGUCCGUUUUAACCCACAAUUACCAUAGUAACAGUGCUCUCAACCAAUCAAACUUGAGGAAAGUUGUCAGAUCUGACAGCCUGUCGGACAGCAAAGGUUGAUGAAACGCCCUUCAGGUUGCCAUAAUAAUACUAUGUCCAAUAGAGUAUACAUGUAGAGAGUGAAGAUCAAAGGAGAUCCCGUUAUUAAAACAACCUUUAUAAACUGAAAGAUGUACAGAGUAGACACACAGUGUAGACAUUUUUGCAGUUUGUCUUGAUAUAACAAAUGCUAGCAAUCACGUAUGGAAUAUCUUUAGAUAGAGAGAAAUUCGCUUAAAACUUUGAUUCCAGUUUCAAUGAUAAAUUGCCACUUGGUCCACACCCACUUUGUCUACUUUCCAUUUGGUCUCAUCUCCGGAGGUCCAAUAGUAGUUUGUCUGCAUCCAAUUUGUCUUAUUUCCAGUUAAGCAUUUACCCAUUUCUUCUAAUACCCACUUGGUCUAAUUUCUCAGAUCUGGUAUUCUGAACUCUUAUUGAAAUUAAACUCUUGUUUAGAGUUGUGGUUUAACUAUGAAUUGUGGCAAAAAUCCUAUUUCAUAGUGCAUGUUAAAUUUAUCAACUCGUUUGACACUCAAAUCAUGCAGAACUGCCUGGGGUGAUAAAUAGUAUAUUUCUUCAUCCUGCAUGCAAGGAGAAACAAAAUAGUAAACACAAGAAAUAUAUGAUAUAAACAGAAUUUUUAAUAUGUUGGCUUGUCAUAAUUUUAGCACUGAGUUAGACCUAGGCCUAAGGUAAACUUCAGAAUUCAGGCCUAGGUCUAUAUGGUUAGAAGAAUGGUCAGUAAACAAAUUUGUCUUUUGAUAAAGUACAUAAUGAUAAAGUUAUUAGACUAAAUGUCAGUUGAGACCAAGUGAGUACCAAACCAAGUGACACAAAGCUUAGCAAUGAUCGUAGAACUUUUUUCUACGAUUGAUUCCAUUGACUACAAUGUACAAUCAAUCGUACAAUUAAUCUCUAACCUUUGAGUUACGGGACCCAGAGCAUACAUGUAGUUAGACCAAACUGAUAGCAAAACAAGUGGGUUUUAGUCACGAUGGUGUUGGGUGAUCUGAUAAUUAGACCAUCUUCUAGUUUUCUACAAACUGUUUCAGUGCAGUAUGAUGUGCUGUCCGUGAAUAAAAGCUGGUUAGGUGAUCAUCUCACUUAUUGAGUUGGCAAUGAUGUGGCCAAGUUGAUAUCAUUCGGCAUAAAAUGUUCAUUUGUAAUUUUGCAUAUAAUAAUUGCAAUUAUCAUUCAUUGCAACAUUUUGACAUUAUAUCCAUAUUUUAUAAUGAAUUUUUCAAAUAGAGGAUUGCAAAGAAACAAUUAUUAUUGCCAAUUUAGGGAUUGAAAGCCAAUUAAUAGGGAAUUUGAGUACCGCUAAAUUAUGCCUUUGAUGUACAUGUACAUCGUGCAUAGUUGAAGAGACCAAUCUUGUGAAAGUAAAAUUUUAUUACAAUGAUUGCCAAUUUGAUAGUGAUCAGUUUCUCGGCUCAGUGCAAGAACCUGAAAUGAUUUGUGUGUAAUUUCUCAAAUUACUAGCAUCAUGAGUUGAGUAUGAAGAAAAGUACAAAUCUGGGCUUCGACAUAUAAAAGAGUAGAUCAUUAUAUGAAAUUCUCUCAUAACAAAAUGACUGGGGGUGCUAAUGGCAUUCUUUCAAUGGCAUGGAAAAUGACAGUAUCCAACUUUCAAAAUUGAUAAUAUAUAUCUUCCCUUCCCUUCAAAAUUCUCUGAUGAUUUUAUCUCAUUUUGUUGCUUUUCUUCAAAGACAUGCUAAUAGAUGCAAGGGUAAGUUUCCAACGUCUCUUUUUUUUCUAUGUUAUAAGCUAACAUUUAUAUAGCCUGUCUUUUUCUCUCAAUUCUGUAUUCACUCACAUUGAAAUAUUUAUCAGCUGAAAGUUCACACCUUAUGAAGUUCUUUUAACGAGUUCUCUUUGAACAUCAUGGGCGACCUUUGAUAGAGUUGUUUUGCUUCUGGUAGUUGUAUUUCAAUAUUUUUAAUGACUAAUCAUUCGACUACAGUAAAUUGCAGAUUAAUCCAUCAAUUCAAAGCGUUAUCCCUGGAUACCUUAUACAUUCCAUGCAAGCUAGUGGUUUUUAUGUUUGUAGUAUUUUUGUUUGUUACCACUGCUGCGAAAAUUGAUCAAGAUGACAGAGGACUAAUAGACUUCCAUUGGGGUUACAUGAAAUAGUUGGAAUGAAUUUCUCGAUCAUGAUCUGAAAAAGAAAGAAAAAAUCAGAUAUUUUAUUGAUCUUCCUUCGCUGAGGUUUGAACUUUCCUCUCUGUAUAUUUGUACAAUGAAAUCUAAGGGUGGUGAUUUUUUACCGGAUUCCUAAGAAACCCGUCUAUAAAGACUGCAAUGGGAAGACAAGAAAAGUGGUCUUUACGAAUAAGUGACCUCUUUAUACAGGUUCAAGAAUCAAGAAAAAUAGUUAAACAGGUUUGUAAAGACCAACCAUGGGAGACAAGAAAACUGGUGUUUAUGAGCUGGAGGUCUCUUUCUAAGAUGUAGGCACGUAUUCUGAACUCGGGUUUAAAUUAAACCCUGUUUAACUAUGGAGAGCAAAUUAGAGCACAAAUCCCUAACAGCACACAGUCGGUUUGUUGACUCUUAUGACACCCAAAUUGUUCAUAAUUGUCCGGGAAUGAUAACUGAAGUAGUUUUCUUCAUUAUGAAAGCAAAAGGAAACAAAAUAGUAAACAUAAGAAAUAUACAAUAUAAACAGAAUUCUUGGUCUAUUAGAUUUAAACCUGACUUCAGAAUAUGGGCCGUAGAGUUCAACUUGCUUGUACUAUCACAUUGGGUUAUUGUGUCAGGUCAGUCAUUCGCGUAGCCUGACCAUUCGAGAAAAGGACCGCCCUCAAUUCCCGAAAGAUCAGGUACAGUUUACCUGACCCUUUGUUUCUUUGGUUUAUGAUUUUCACAAAACUUCUGAUAUAUUUGACCCAUACAUUUGUAUAUUCACAAUGGUGCUCAAACGUUAGUGAACCCCACCAGAAACUAAGCAUAUAUAAAGUGUUCAGGUUCUGCCAUGUUUUAGAUAUUUGAUUGGGAAGUAAGGUGAUGAAAUAUUACUUUCAAUAAAGUUUGUUUCUCUGGGCUUGCCGAACCUUGGAGUGUUGUUGCCUACAUGUACAUUCAACACUUGGCAUGCUUUUUCUGAAGGGGUUCACUAGCUUUUGAGCACAACUAAAUUUUCUCAAAGCGUUGUGUAAACUGAUCCCGAUGCUUCGGGAUUUCAGGAGGCCCUUUUCUCGUAUUGUCAGGUUACACGAUUGUCCGACCAGAUGCAAUAACGCAGUUGGAUGGCACAAGCUGUUAAUCUUCUGUCUAAAGGCCACACAAAGGAUACAAGCAAAAGUGGCCUUUAAAAUAGCAUAGCAGGUGACAUUUACAGAUGGGUUCUUGUAUUUGUAAAGACCAGUCGUAAGGUGUGCGGUGGCCUUAACACAUGUGCUUUUAUCAGUAGGGAAAACUAUCCAAGGGGAACCAAACUUGUGGUCUUUACAGUGAGGUGGUCCUUUUGUCACAAGGGGUGUAAAAUCAGGGUCCUGUUUCAUAAAGAUGUCUCACAAUAACAAAUGCACAAUUUCAAUAACAAGUUCGCUAUCAGCCAGUCAGAAUGGAGGAUUUCAGUAGCUUUUAACUAUUGCAAAUAAUUUUUUUUUUUUUAAAUUUAUGUUUUUAUUGAUAAAUCUUCAACAUACAAAUCAUUUACAUCAAAUUCCACUAUAAAAGUUACCAAAAAAAAAUUAAAAAAUCAAUCAAAAUAUAUACAAGGGAUUGGAGUGAUU